CAGCAAGUUAAGGGUCGACCACGAUUGAGAACGAUUUCAAUGAGUUAGCUAAAGUUCCAGAGCGGAACUAUAAUUUUCAAACUAGAAAGUCAAGAUCAUAAUUGGGCUCCUAUAAAAUUAGUCUAUUAACCUAGCUUGUGCUACCUAAAUCCUAUUUUGUAAUUUGAUGGGGGCAAACAAAUUAAUCUAAAUCUAAAAAAUUAGCUGAGCUGCCACUAUAAAUAGUUAGAUAUGUUACUUGCAAGCUUACUUGCAGCCAUUCACAACUGAAUAACGAUAUUUACACGCCAGGUCCGAUUGAUUGUGCAAAGGCCUUAGUUUAAGGUCCAUGUAGACUGCUUUAAAUGAGCGUAGCUAGGCUUAUAGCUAACCAGCGAGUCUCUACGUUAGCUAGUUACCUGCUAUUUAUAAUUUUCAUUGGCAGCUAGCCUUUAAAAAAAUGAUAUAGCCAUCCCAACCAGACCCUUUAGAAAAGCUGGAAAUCAGCAAUUCACUCACCUAUGGAUUUUUAAAAUUGUUCUGUUAAAUAUAAACUCGUACACAGGAAAGUGUCACCCUGUUUUCAUUCGUGAAAAGUCGUCGUUCAGAUGUCGCUGCGGCGCACGGUGAAGGUGGUCGGCCUUGGCGCCCUGGCCGUCACGCUCAGCGUGGAGUGGCUGGGCUGGCUGCGCCGCCGUCUACGGCGGUGGCGACGCGGCCGCCAGGGUCCGCUGAAGGAGGUGCUGUUCUUCCCCACCGCCAUCACCUGCGUGGAGCACCUCUACACACCUGAUCCCAGAAUCAACAGUGCUUGUCUGUUUGGCAGCCCCUGCCCCUGCCCGCUGCCGCACGGCCUGGAGACCUCCUUCACGCGGCUCCUGCGGCACCUCCUGUCGGCCGCGGCGUCGCUGGACCUGUGCGUGUUCGCCUUCUCCAGCCAGGAGCUGGGCCGCGCCGUGCUGCUGCUGCAGGGCCGGGGCGUGGCCGUGCGCGUGCUCACCGACAGGGACUACAUGCGCAUCACCGGCUCGCAGAUCGGCGCCCUCCGCAGUGCAGGGAUCUGUGUGAGGCACGAGAUGGGGGCGGUCCACAUGCACCACAAGUUUGCGGUGGUGGACGGGCGGCGUCUGAUCACAGGCUCGCUCAACUGGACGCUGACGGCCAUCCAGAGCAACAAGGAGAACAUCCUGGUGACCGAGGAGCCGGACCUGGUUCUUCCUUUCAUCGGGGAGUUCCAGCAGCUGUGGGAUGCCAAUGACCCGGCCCGACACUACCCCAGGGCCACUCCACCCUCUGACACACUGGCGCUCCCCAGAGAGACCGCUCCCUCUGUUUAAUCAUCCGUAUACUCUCAUGCUGCGCGUCGUACGACUAUGGUGAUUUCAUCUAUUGGAUUUUAUACCCUGUAGUUUGGUCCUCCCGCAGCAAGAGGCCACUACACUAAACUUAUGAUGCAGUCCCCUAUUAUGCAGUCUGUGAAAUAUCCCUGUGCAUGCCUUUUUUUAUUAAAGACAAUCAAUACAAAUAUGUAUAACAAAUAUCAGUUUUGCAAUAAUAA
Anguilla rostrata (American eel) is the source of this 1537-nucleotide messenger RNA. It is a transcript of the gene pld6, whose product is annotated as phospholipase D family, member 6. The transcript is spliced from 4 exons. Gene Ontology annotation, biological process: piRNA processing. NCBI's taxonomy places the organism in Eukaryota, Metazoa, Chordata, Actinopteri, Anguilliformes, Anguillidae. Gene Ontology annotation, cellular component: mitochondrion. The record is from RefSeq and is a predicted model, not a curated record. Bases 588 to 1316 code for a protein of 242 amino acids. Gene Ontology annotation, molecular function: RNA endonuclease activity producing 5'-phosphomonoesters, hydrolytic mechanism.